Messenger RNA from Mesorhabditis belari, 1353 nucleotides. The record is from the annotation of a GenBank genome assembly. NCBI's taxonomy places the organism in Eukaryota, Metazoa, Nematoda, Chromadorea, Rhabditida, Rhabditidae.
AUGGAGCCAAAUUUGUUCUACAGGCAUCGAAUUUCAAACUUUUUACAAAGGCAAUUGGUGCUUUGGCGAAACUCUGGGGAGAUUCUCUACCUGGAACCGACUGAACAAGGGUUAAUGGUCCGUGCAUUCAACCGAACGGGAACAGCAUAUGCCGUCUUUUUGUUCAACACCCAUUUCUUCUCGGAGGUAGAACUCAACUCGAUCGAUUUAACCAAGGACAAUACUUGCAGACUGUCAAUGAAGGCAGCUCUUUCUACCUUCAAAUCGGCAAAUUUUUCCGAUCGGAACUUUUUGGCGUGCAACUUCCGGAUCGAUCCAGUGAAAGACUUCUUUCGAAUGGAAAUGCAAUUAGUGCACGAGGUGUGUCGGCUCUUUCAGUUAAACUUUAUGGAGCGAAAAUCUAUCAAGAAAGCGAUGACAGACAAACAAAAGCUCGCAAAUCUGGCCGUUUGUCCAGCGGAGACUUUGUUACCAUUGAUCGAUCAAGUCCAAAGUAAAAUCGAUGAAUUGAUAAUCCAUGCUAAACGCGAUCGAAUAUGCAUCAAAAACUUCAUGUUACAAUUAGCAGAGAAGAAACGAGCAAUCAAGUCAGAAGCUACGAUGUUGAGAGAUCAGUUUUUAAAACUCAAUGUUCGAAGGGAAACGGAAAUUGCUUUUAGCGCAAAAGAGUUCAAGGCCAUUAUUCAAUUCGCAUCGCAACACUCAGCCACUGUUAGUCUCUAUUUUGAUCAACCAUCAAAACCGAUAAUCAUUGCAAUUGAGGGAGAUCUCACUUAUGCGUCGGAGUUUCAUUUAUCGACGAUAGAAAUGGAUUACACUGGCUGUGACACGACGAAUGUUGAAAGAAGUUCCGCAAGAUCUUCUCAGAACAAUGGAAUCGGGUCACAGCAAGCUAGUGGUCUAAAUGGCUCUCAACAACAGCUUGAACACGACAGUUUUGACGAGGACGAGAAUAAUGUGCCACAAAGCAGUAAUAGAAUGCAAGCUGUAAUGGAACAAAAUGACGAAGGCUUAAUGAAUGAAAACGAUGAGCCAAUGCGAGAUUGUGAUGGUGUAAACGAUGAUGAUCCAGGAUUACCACCCACUCCUCCGUUUACCCAUCGAACGAAUUCUACCGCAAAUGAUAACGAUUUCUCGCAAUCGGCCCAGAACCACGAGAGAAUGGGCAUGGAUGAACUCGUGGCAGAAAAGCAACCACAAUCCGAUGUAGAAAGUAUACCUGGAAGUCCGCAGCCGCCACCUACAAAACGCGAUAAAAUAUUCCGGAAAUUCUUCAUGUCCCACGAGGCGGCCACUCAACAUGCCUCACAAGUCUCUACACAACCAACAUUCAUGGUCGACGAAACACAUUUU